GAAAGGAGCAGAGGACAAUAACCAACACACAAACUGAUUGCGUUGCCUUCAUGUCACUCUUCGUUAUAAGCUGAAUGCGCAAGAGUCUCCGUAUAUACAGUAUCUAGUUUGAUGGUUAAUAUCAAAUGCAGUUGAGCUGAAAUUCACCUUGUUCCAGUGAGAGAAAUGAUAAAGUCAAUUGAAAGUCAGCCAAGCAGCAAACCCCCGACAAGCCCCCGGUUCAGCAAACUCUGGUUUACGAAGCUGGCAACCUAUGAACCAUGAAGCAAAUGGAGUGGUGUCAGAGGAGUCAAGGGAGUGAAGGGAGUCAAGGGAGUCUAGGGAGUCCAGAGAGUCAAGGGAGUCAAGGGAGUCCAGAGAGUCAAGGGAGUCCAGGGAAUAAAACGGAGUUAUGGGAGUGUACAUUAGGUUUUCACUCCCUGUCAACAUGUACUUUAGCAGUAUUACAAUUAUGUGUAUGUGUGAGUGUGUGUUUGUAUUUCUCAGAUGCUGGCUCUUUGCUUGAGGUCACAGUGAGUAUAUUCACAUCACCUCCUUCUUUGCGUCGUCCUUGUAAUUAGUACUCACAGUGUUGUAAAGCAUAGUAAUAAAGGAGGAGUUCUGAUUCACCAUUUUUGGGUAGUGUAUCUCCUUAAAUAAGCACAAAUUAAUGUAUAACAUUAACGCCUAGUAUUAUAGUCUAU
Messenger RNA from Geodia barretti, 683 nucleotides. The record is from the annotation of a GenBank genome assembly. Lineage: Eukaryota; Metazoa; Porifera; Demospongiae; Tetractinellida; Geodiidae.